UCAGUUCACAGAUCUUAUGUUUGUUUCUAAAAUUUAAUUAGAAAUUUUAAUAGAAAGUUUGGAACUAACUGAUUAAAAUAUCACACAUUCACAUACUAAGACUGUCAAUGUCAUUUGUAAAGGAAGCUCGGGAAACACCUCAGCUCUCUUGAGACUCUAGUGCUCCCAAUGAUGUUCUGCUCUACGGAGUGGUUAACCGGAUGGCUAGUUCUUAGGCCUUCUUACCCAAGCUCACUGGCACUGCACACAUAGUCUAGUUCCGCCAUUGUUUGUGAUGGACAGCGACCAUCUUACUGAGGUGCCUGCUGGCGUGGGAAUGGAAGGACAUUACACGAUUGUCCACAAUAUACAGAUGGAGGAGGAUGACUCUGGCUUGACUCUCCAAAAUGUAACAGACGCCGAGGCUGGGGGUUUGCUGACUGAUGAAGGAGAGUAUGUGGGGAUGACAGAAGCUGACCAGAGGAAUGCAAAGGAGGCCAUCCGCACACAGAUCUCCACCCUGUGUCGUACCUUGUCGAAACUGGGAGAGGAAUGUUUUUUGUUGUCGCUAGAUGUAGAAGCGAACACCUGUCACCAUGUGGGUUCAGAUAAAGGAGAACAGUUCUGUCUACAACAACCAGUUACCAACAUGAUGAAGGAAUUUUCUGAGUUCUGCCUAGGUCACAACAUGUCAGAAAUAGAGUUUGUGAAAGAUGAGCCAGGAGAUAUGCCGACUGAUGUUGUACCAGACAUUUUGGCCUCACCCGAGCAGGGCAUUCAGCAGCAUUUCACAACGACUGUAACUCCAUCCGAGCAGGGCACAACCCAACAGUUCACAUCAACGGUAACUCCACCCCAGCAGUACACAUCAGCUGUUACCCCACCCCAGCAGGGUGUACCCCAGCAGUACACUUCAACUGUAACUCAGCCAAUACAGGAGCCUCCCCAACUUUAUACUCCAUCAGUCAAACAACAAUCACCGCAGAGCAGCAAGGAGAACCAUGCAACACAGACAACAGUUGCACCCCGUGUAAUCAGCAUUCGAAGGAAGGACCACUCUGGCAUUAUUGUCGUUGAACCAUCCAACAUUCCUGCCACGGAGAAACAGUCUGACAACAAAACACAAGACUCUGUUCAGGAGGAAGGCAUGGGGUCAAAAUCUGGAGGUGACGAGGAAGGUCAGUCGGAGAAGGAGAACCAGAAACACAACCUCAACAUAUUAUUCCUUUGUGAAAGCUGCAAAGAUAUCUUCAGCAGUGUCACUGAAUUGAGGACUCAUAAGAAGGAUGUCCAUGGAGAAACAGACUAUGUAUGUGACCAGUGUGGUCGAGUGUUCACCAACAAGUUAAUUUACGAACGUCACAAAACCGACGCCCACUUGGAGGGAGAUGACCGCCUGCUCUGUGAUACGUGCAUCCGUCUGUUCAAGUCUGAAAAUGAGCUGGCACAACAUAUUGCUGACUGCCAUGACAGUGAGCAGCCGAUGAAGUGUGACGUGUGUGAGCAGAUGUUUGCUGACAUGCCCGGCCUCAUGGACCACCGCAAGAUCCACUUUGACUAUGCCUGCUUCUGCUCCAAAUGUUGGCAGGGCUUUUUUGACUACCUGGAGCUGGAGACACAUAUGCAGCACAACUGUAGAUACAGGGAAGCCUUGUAUAAGUGUGCGAUCUGUGGUAAGAAGUUCACAAAGCUUCACCUAAUGAGCAAACACGUGGACACCCACCCGGUACAUUCCCCCCACGUGUGUCGCAUGUGUGGUCGAGGGUUCAGCUCCGAGAAAGAACUGAAGAACCACCGCAUGGCGGCACAUAUCAUCCGUCCGUUCAAGUGUGAACUAUGUGAGAAGACUUUCAGGAAAAGGGAGGCUUUAGUGGAGCAUAGGAGGAUACAUCUGCGGGUGAAAUGUCCAGGAGGACUGAGUCUAGAGGAAUACUCAAACCUUGCAAACAUUGAUGUGAGACAUGGCGGAGACUUGAGUGAAACAAUGGAUGAGGAGAGUGUUAAUAUAUCGUCCAAGUUUCAGUGUCAGAUGUGUGGUAUUGCACUCGCUACACAGAGCCAGCUAGAUCAACAUAUACAUCAACACGAGGUGGCUCAAGAACAGUUCCAGUGCGACCAUUGUGAUUAUGUCUUCUUUGCAUUAGGCCUUCUAUCUCUUCACAACCAGAAGGACCACAAGAUGACCAAGAACAUGUCAAACCUUGAUACCGUCUGUCAAUGGGAGGGCUGUACCAAAACAUUCACAGAUAAAGCCAAACUCCGCCAACACAUGAAAUACCAUGAGCAACGCGCUGACAAGAUAGCCCGGGGAAUCCCCCUGACUCAGAAGAAGAGCUCGGUGACGUGCGAGAUAUGUCAUGCGGAACUGAAGUACAAGAGUUACCUGAAGGCCCACAUGUUGAAUCACCAGAACGGCUCUCACGCGGUCUGUGAGGUGUGUGGGGAGUCAUUCCCGAGUACCAAGAAACUGGCAGACCAUAGAAGGACCCACAUGACAGAGAAGCCAUUCCAGUGCACGAUGUGUGACAAGGCCUUUGCCAGCAACUCUCUCCGUAAGCAGCACUUGCUCACACACUCCGGCAUCAAGCGGUACGUGUGUGACGUGUGUGGUAAGGGCUUCAUGAGCCGGAAACACUUCCACGACCAUCUCAGGCUCCAUAACGGGGAGCAGCAGUAUCGCUGUGACAGCUGUGGCAAGGAGUUCAUAUACUUCAGGAGUCUGGUCCGUCACCAGCAGACACACAUAGAUCCAAAGGUCCGGGAGAAGCCGUACAAGUGCGAGUUUUGUGGAAAGGAAUACACGGAGGUGACAGGAUACAAGCAUCACAUGAGAUCAGUACACACAGGAGAGAACCCGUACCAGUGUGACUUCUGUGGCGAGAGUUUCCACAGGAACGAUAAGCUUAAGCGUCACAUCAAGACGCGACACUGCGUGAACAGCAGUAGACAGAGCCUGCUUGUGACGACACGUCGUGGGCAAGGGGCGCCGGUUAUAGUGAAGGCUGAGGCGGAACAACAGGGAAUGUUUGAAAUUGUGCAUGGAGAUGAUGAUGAGCUGGGUGGGGGAGCCCAGGAGUUACACUUGGAUGUGGUGCAGCAAGAGCCUGGCAGUGGUCAGCAGGUCUUCCUGAUAGGGCUUCCCGGGACCGACAAUGGAGAAACAACAUACCUACAGGAAACUCAGGUGAUCGAGGGUUCAGACGGUGUGAGGUACAUCAUUGCCGGGGCCGGGGAGGAGUUACAGGUCAUAGAGUCCUCACAGAUGCAGGUCACAGAAUCGCCAAUGGAGACACAAGAGCUGACUGAGGGUGUCCAUGAUGAUGGCGGGGAAAAUAUUCUCAUAAUGAACGACGGGGCACUCAUUUCCUCCAGCCAGGAGACACUGACAACGCUAGCAAAUAUGGCCAGUGUGGCUGAGAUCGCUCAACAGUAAAGUGAUGGAUGAGACAUAGUCUUCCUCACACUAGCAGACACUGACAACGCUAGCAAAUAUGGACAGUGUGGCUGAGAUCGUUCAACAGUAAAGUGAUGGAUGACACAUCGUCUUUCUCACACUAGCAGACACUGACAACGCUAGCAAAUAUGGCCAGUGUGGCUGAGAUCGCUCAACAGUAAAGUGAUGGAUGAGACAUCGUCUUCCUCACACUAGCAGACACUGACAACGCUAGCAAAUAUGGCCAGUGUGGCUGAGAUCGCUCAACAGUAAAGUGAUGGAUGACACAUCGUCUUCCUCACACUAGCAGACACUGACAACUCUAGCAAAUAUGGCCAGUGUGGCUGAGAUCGCUCAACAGUAAGGAAAUGAAUGAGGCAUAGCGACAACGCUAGCAAAUAUGGCUAGUGUGGCUGUGAUAGCUUAACAGUAAGUAGAUGGAUGAGAUACAGUCGUCCUCCAGCCAGCAGACACGGACAACACUAGCAAAUAUGGCCAGUGAGGCUGAGAUCGAUCAACAGUAUGGGCAAUGAAUGAGACACAGUUGUCUUCCAGGCAGGAGACAAUGCAAAACUAGCAAUUUAAUAUAACCAGUGUGGCUGAGAUCGCUGAACAGUAAGGUGAUAGAUGAGACAUAGUCGUCCUCAAGCCAGAAGACACUGACAAUGCUUGCAAAUACAGCCAGUGUGGCUGAGAUUGGUCAACAGUACAGCAAUGGAUGCGACACCAUCAUCCUCCAGACAGGAGACACUGCCAAAGCUCCCAAAUAUGGCCAGUGGCUGAGGUAACUCAUGAUUGGGAAAAUUGAAUAAAGUGAGCCUUAAGUGUCUGACCAAAAGUAAGCUAGGUGGAGAUUGUUGGUUUUGUAGAGAUGGAUAUGGUUUAAAAAAAUCAAAACUUAGUGCAUUUGGAUUAUGAAUUAUAAAUCAAUAAUACUGUCUAGCCAAGGGUUUACAAUAACUCCAUCAGAUGAAACUUUCAUAAACCAGGCCAGCAGAUGGCAAACUAGGUCUUACUUGUGUUUGUCACCUUGAAUAUGGCAGUUAAUUUCGUCCCAUUGCCACCUACCAAUGUUGAAAUUAAGCUCGUCUGUUGUGUUGUUUUUUUAUUUUUAAAAGUUAAAGUGAAUCAUAGCCUGAUAUGUUGUUGGCCUUGGUCAUGACUCAAAAACUGUUCUAAGAUAUUCAAAUGGAUUACAAGGAGUUGGCUUUGACUCCUAGGAAAUGUUGACAAUUCUUUAAAAGCAUUUUUAAAAAUGAUUGAAUCUACUUCCCCCUUCUUUGUGUACUAUGAACAUGAUCCAAAAGGGAACCAAAAUAAAACAAACAUACCGGUAGGUACCGUAUGCAAGAUUUUUCUCAGCUGAAUUGUUAUAUACAUUUCACUGCCGUUACUUCGGUGUCACUUUUCUUGGAAAUACAUACUAAGGCCUAUCAUAUAAAUGUGUGUUUUAUUUCUACAUGUCUGUCUGGUUUGUAGAUUAUUCAAUUACCUUGUCAUAAUGUUUUGUUAAUGUCAUUAUACAUGUACUGUAUACGCAUGCAUGUUUUUAUUUAAUUUGGAUGUAUGAAAUUAUUUAUUUGCAUAUGUUUUUAUUUUGCAUUUCAUUAUUUCAUGUUAAAAUUGAUUGAGAUAUGUUACAAGAUAUUCCAAUAAAUAUGUUUAAGAACA
This is a messenger RNA of Mya arenaria, 5083 nucleotides long. Its product is annotated as zinc finger protein 184-like. Bases 275 to 3412 code for a protein of 1045 amino acids. Gene Ontology annotation, biological process: regulation of transcription by RNA polymerase II. The record is from RefSeq and is a predicted model, not a curated record. The transcript has 17 exons. NCBI's taxonomy places the organism in Eukaryota, Metazoa, Mollusca, Bivalvia, Myida, Myidae. Gene Ontology annotation, molecular function: RNA polymerase II cis-regulatory region sequence-specific DNA binding; DNA-binding transcription activator activity, RNA polymerase II-specific. Gene Ontology annotation, cellular component: nucleus.